Messenger RNA from Phoenix dactylifera (date palm), 1111 nucleotides. RefSeq names its product nucleolar protein 56-like. NCBI's taxonomy places the organism in Eukaryota, Viridiplantae, Streptophyta, Magnoliopsida, Arecales, Arecaceae. Gene Ontology annotation, molecular function: snoRNA binding. The record is from RefSeq and is a predicted model, not a curated record. Gene Ontology annotation, cellular component: small-subunit processome; box C/D methylation guide snoRNP complex.
UCGAGUUAAAGUUUCCUGGCGGGAAACUGGGAGGAGAACUGAGGCCCGUAAAAACCUAGCUCCCUUCCCCUUUCUCCUCAAAACCCUACCUCCACUUCUCCUUCCUCGCGCCUCCAAAACCCUAGCUGAAAACCAGAGGGGAGAGGGAGGAGAAACCCUAGAAUUCCAACCUUCUCCUCGUCAAAGCCUCGCUCCGUCGGGCGAUGGCGCUCUACCUCCUCUUUGAAUCCGCCUCCGGCUACACCCUCUUCCACGCGUACGGCCUCGACGAGAUCGGCCAGAACACCGAGGCCAUCCGGAACUCGGUCCUCGACCUCACGCGCUUUGGCAAGGUGGUCAAGCUCGUCGCCUUCCACCCUUUCUCCUCCGCCCUCGAUGCCCUGAACCAAUGCAGCGCCAUCUCCGAAGGGCUCAUGACCGAUGCGUUGAGGAACUUCUUGGAAAUCAACCUUCUGAAACCAAAAGAGGGGAAGAAGGCUAAGUUCAGCCUCGGCGUUGCAGAGCCCAAGUUUGGGUCUCAGGAAGUGACCAAGAUUCCUUGCCAGAGCAAUGAGUUUGUUCUCGAGCUCCUUCAUGGUGUCAGGUUGCACUUUGAUAGGUUCAUUAAAGACUUAAAGCCAUCAGACUUGGAGAAGGCUCAGCUGGGUUUGAGUACAAUCAUUGUUCAGGAUCUCGGUCAUUUGUUACAACAAUGAUUAUACCGCUGGAGUUUAAUAGUUCUGAAAAUCUUGAAUUUUCAGAAUUCUAUAAGAAAACUCAUACCAAGAAGAAUAAAGAGUGAAUUGAUCCUAUUUGCGCCGUGAAACAUUCAAAGAUGUUGAGCUUGCGAGAAGAAUCUUCCCAAUCCGGUGUGCAAUUAACAUCAGAGGAGAUGUAUAGGCAGGCACUUGGAUGAAUAGCAAGAUCAGAUAUUUUUGGAAUUUUUAAUUUAUAUUUUAAUGUGUUUGGUGAUGAUUAUCACCUUAACAUAUGGUAUGGAUGAAACAUUGUGAUGUAUGGUUAAUAGGUAUGCUUGACUUUAGACUUAUAGAUGAUGAUAUUUAUAAUGAAUGAUUAUGGAUUCUCCAACAUUAUGUAUACUUCUAUUUGGAUGAGAAAAUGUAUUGUGCAA